UCGAGCCGUUUUCUUCACCUCUUAACCUUUUUUAUUUCCCUUUUAUCGUCAGCUGACGUUUCAUGCUUCUGUAACUCCCCGUCGUGCCCGCAAGCUUUGUGUAAAUCAAGUCAGCAGUGUUUCAGCAAACUAGUGAAGGCUAAUGGGAACGUUUCUACUAGUGUUUCGUACGGCUGUAUUGAGACACUAGAUCCCAGUCUCUCGUGUUUGAACUCAUCGUUAAUGAUAUGCUGUGAGAAGGAUCUGUGUAACAUGCCAAACAUGUUAAGAGGUAAGCGUUAACAAUACUUAUAAGCUCAUCUUGAAGCUCUAAGGAAUAAAACUCCUGAUGUUUGAGUUUCACGUCUUUUCCCUUCAAGUUACUUCAGAACUCGUUACAUCGAGCGAAUGUUCAUGAAAUAGCACGCAAUUAACAAUAUAUCCGCGAUAAGAAAAACUUCCAAACAGCCGCUGUUAUAACUAGACAGGAGCCCAUUACCCGGAACUUCCAUCUUCCAUACCCUCUGAGUCAACCCUGUCCCGUAUCUUUUUAUUUUUAGAAGCACCUCCCACGGGGGUUUUUCGCGGGUGUUUACAUAAUAGCCAAUUAUAACAGAGCUGUGGUCCUCUAUUGUUUACGUCAAAUGCAGGGCGCACGAAAGUAUUCCAAUUAUGGGAAUGUCUGCAUGUUUUCGCAGGAAAUUAAAGAACCCCCCACACAUAACUCAGUUCUAAAACUAAAAGGAUGCGGGACGGGGUUGAGUCAAGGGUACAAUUGGUAUGGACGCUCCGGGUAAUGGGCUCCUGACGUAGAAAAUUCGGAGUCACAUACGUGACGUGACCUGAAAGGCGGGAAACUAUCAAACAGAGAAUCCAGCUAGCAAAAGCUGCAGCAAAAGAUUUAAUAUUUCGAACGGUUCUAUUAAAAUUAUAGAAAAGAAGUCCCACUUCUAAAAUUGGAUCAUGCUAUAAGCGUCACAGUCACGUAAGACAACGUAAUUCAGUUAUGUGUGGGUUACACAUAACCCACAAUUUCUUUUCGCCCACUUGAUUUUCAAAACAUGACUCUUGCAAAUUUGAAACAAAAAAUUUAACUUUCUAUAGGUACAGGCCUACAACAAGUCGUAAAGCUGGCUACGCCACAGUUUUAACCUUUUAACUCCUCGACCAACUUUGUAAUUCUCCUUAGUGUCAAUCAUACGAUUCUUAUAAUGUUAGUUCAGAGUACAUUUUGAAAUUUUCUUUGUUUCUCUAAUACUCCCAGAAAUAACAAAAACUCUUCAAAACAGGGGCAACAUGGACACCGGGGAGCAUGCGUCUAGCGACGACGAAGAAGUCGCUGGGCCUGUCUCCGACAAAUGUACGGACAAAUGUACGGACAAAUGUACGGACAAAUGUACGGACAAAUGUACUGACAAAUGUACGGACAAAUGUACGGAAUCAACGCCUGCAAUGCAAGUGGCCAGCGUAGUUGCACCAAGUGUGUUAAUUCUGACCGUGGUUCUCUUAUCAUUGGGGAUUUUUUAUAAAAUGGCGCGCUAUCAGAAGAUCCGCACCAGUCAGUUAAAGAAAAGUGUUAAACACAAGGCUUCAAGAGACGGAUUAAUUAAUAAAGUACGAGAGUUAAAAGGUUGUGGUUUGUUGGUGGGGUCGAGCGUACCGGAAGUCUUUCAGACGAAAACUGUGAUCAGCAGGAGCUGUUCUGAAAAUGAUUAUCGUGUAUUAAUUUCCAGUCCUCACAACGUGUGA
Messenger RNA from Pocillopora meandrina, 1728 nucleotides. The record is from the annotation of a GenBank genome assembly. NCBI's taxonomy places the organism in Eukaryota, Metazoa, Cnidaria, Anthozoa, Scleractinia, Pocilloporidae.